This is a messenger RNA of Synchiropus splendidus (mandarinfish), 1552 nucleotides long. RefSeq names its product globoside alpha-1,3-N-acetylgalactosaminyltransferase 1-like. The record is from RefSeq and is a predicted model, not a curated record. Gene Ontology annotation, molecular function: hexosyltransferase activity. NCBI's taxonomy places the organism in Eukaryota, Metazoa, Chordata, Actinopteri, Syngnathiformes, Callionymidae. The transcript is spliced from 3 exons. Gene Ontology annotation, biological process: carbohydrate metabolic process. Gene Ontology annotation, cellular component: membrane; vesicle; Golgi apparatus. The coding region runs from base 55 to 1077 and encodes 340 amino acids.
GACUGGUGGGUGGGGAAGAAACAGUUAGGAGAAGAAACCGCUGAAGGACUGAGGAUGGCGCUUCUUCCCUUCCACAAGAUGUCCUCAGGAAGUGUCAGAGUGACCCGGAUUCAGCUGCUCCUGUACUGUGCCGUGCUCGCCCUCAUCAUCUACGUCCUACGAUCACAGAAAGGAACAUCGCUUCGUCUUCACUCUGAAGACAGACAAGCAUCAGGUGUGAUGGAGGACCAGGCAGUGGCAUUGCAAAAGCAGACCACACCGUGGGGUGCUCCUAUCGUUUGGGGCGACAGUCACAAAUCAGCUUUACGUCGAAAGGAAUUUGCGCAUCAAGGAAUACGUACAGGCCUGGUGGUGCUGGUGGUUGGAACGUACGCCCGGUUUGCACGAAGAUUUCUUUCCUCGGCAGAGAUGCACUUUCUCCCGCGCCAGGCGGUCACCUACUACAUCCUGGCGGACAAUCCUCGUUCUCUGGACCCUCCUAUCAAGCUCGGACCGGGUCGUCUGAUGAAGGUGCUUCCUGUCACGGAGUUGCCAGGGUGGAAGCGGCUGGCGUACCGUCGCAUGUCCCUCAUCUCUGAGGCCAUCAAGCAGACAAUCAGUAAAGACGUGGAGUUCCUCUUCUGCGCUGACGUGGACCAGGAGUUUGUGGCGCCUGUUGGAGAGGAGAUCUUUGGAGAUCUCGUGGCCACUCUGCACCCAGAGCUUUACGAGAUGCCCCGUUCCUCUUUUCCGUAUGAGGCCGAAGAGGAUUCAGCAGCGUACGUGAGAGACAACGAAGGCGACUUGUACUACACCUCAGAGUUUUACGGAGGGUCUGUUUCGGAGAUGUUCCGCCUAGUCCGGGCUUGUGCUGUGCUCCUCUUGCAGGACCAGGCUAACGGUGUCACAGCCAGAGGCCUGGAGGAGAGCUACCUGAACCGAUACCUGAUUCACCGCAGACCAACCCGUGUCCUCUCACCCGAGUACAACUGGUGGUCUUCGGGUCUGGCGGUGGACGUGACGGUUCAGAGGAUCAUCUCUCUGGGACGACAAUGUGCCGCGUUCAGCGAACAGAAGCGAGAGCAAUUCAACUGUUGAUACACGGACACUUCCUGGAGAGCAUACUGGGUUUGUGCGAAUGUGUGAUGUGAUUGUUGCCAUUUAUCUGUUCUCAAAAUAACUUGGCCAAACAGAUUUGAAUAAAAUGUUUUGGGCAUGUUUAUCAUGGAACAAGUAUUCUGGAUCACCAUCUUGGUCCACAAAUCUUCUGAUCGAUUCAUCACUUGUUGGCAAUAGUCCUCUUUCUUCCUUGUCUGCUGUGUGUGUCGUGCAAGCAAGUUCUGGAGCACUUUUGCCACCUGCUGUCCUACUGCUCUCACUGCUAUUUCAAAUGCAACAAGUUCACUGGGUAAUAUAGAAAAUAAAUAAUAUUGAUUUUUUUUUUAACUGCUUGGAUGUCACGUAAAGGAAAAUAGAAGAUAUUUGGGUCCAUGAAUAGACAGUAUUUUACCUUUCUGAAACUAAGUCGCAUCAGAAUUUGGAUCAAAUCUUGGUUCAUCACCCCCCAGGUGCU